ACCACGACGACAACGCAACGACAAGUUCGACAACACAAGUAUAGCUUAACCUGCAUUGUAUUUCAUUUGAAAAGGGGAUUUGCGUCAAUUUGACGCGCCAUAUGCCGCUUGAAUGCCUGUGGUCUAUCAGAGAUAGACGAGGCCCGUUCCCUGCACCUGCGGCUUGUACGCGGCUGGUCGGCAUUAUUGUUGAUGAUUUGCAUCAGCACCAGCAUCAUCAUCGAAGCCACAUUAUUAUCUAGCCAGCAAGAUCCUUCGUAACUGGCAUGAGCAACACUACAAGCCCUAGUCCCGACCCUCCCGGCGCCGCCGGUAGGCACCGUCGUCACCGCAGCGAGAUAGAGCCGCUGCUGCAGCUAGUCCACCCUCGCCUUGAGCACGGCGAUGGCGCGGGGAGUCCGGGGUCCGGAGUCUUCUCGCCUGCUUCAUCGACUCGUGGGUGGGAUUCGGGGUUCGGCGGUAGGGGCGGUGGCUCAAGUGAGGAUGUCGCCGACGCGACGGCGGCAUUGCUUGGAGGACGCGGUCCCGCGCAGAGAGCAGUCGAUGAGAGACAGAUUAGGGGAGGGUGGUUCGUAUGGGUGCUGACAGUAUCGGCUUGUGUCAGUGGGCUUUUGUUUGGAUACGACACAGGCGUCAUCUCAGCAACACUGGUCUCAAUCUCCACCUCCCUGUCCCACCGCGCCUUGACCUCAAUAGACAAGUCCCUGAUCACCUCGUCCACCGCGCUCCUCGGCCUCGUCGCCUCGCCCCUGUCCUCGAUCCUGGCGGACCGCCACGGCCGGAAGCCCGUCAUCCUGCUUGCCGACGUGCUCUUUGUGCUCGGCGCGCUCUGCCAGGCCGUCUCGGCGACGGUGGGGCAGAUGGUCCUCGGCAGGGCCGUCGUGGGUGCCGCCGUGGGCAUGUCGAGCUUCGUCACGCCGCUGUACAUCUCGGAGCUGGCGCCCGCGAGGAUCAGGGGGAGGCUUGUCACUCUGAACGUCUUGUGCAUCACGCUCGGGCAGGUCGUGGCGUACCUCGUCGGGUGGAGGUUUGCAGAAUAUUGGGAUCAGCCUGGCGGCGACGGCGGAGCCGGAGGGGACAAUGGCCAUGGUGGAUGGAGGUGGAUGGUGGGACUUGGGGCGGUGCCGGCUCUGGUGCAGGGGCUGGUGUUGCUGUCCUGGAUGCCAGAGACGCCCCGAUGGCUAGUCAAGGCUGAGAAGGUCGGCGAGGCUGAAGAAGUCAUCCGGAAGACGUUGGGUGUUGCCAAACCGGAUCGAGAUGAGUCCGGGUACGACACCGGAGUCGAGAACGAGGACGACGAGGCGAGAGCCAGCUUGCUUGCGAUACAGGCAGAGGUUAGAGCUGAGGAGGAGGAGAGAGCCAAGGUUGCACGACGACGACAAGACAAUGGAUCAGGAGACAUGCAGGUUGACGAUGCGGGUUUCCUUGCUGGCUGGAACGAGCUGCUCGAUAUACCUCGAAACCGGCGUGCUCUGACUAUCGCAUGCCUUCUCCAGGGACUACAGCAGCUCUGCGGAUUUAACUCAUUGAUGUAUUUCUCGGCCACCAUCUUCGAGCUGCUCGGCUUCAAGGUCCCAACACUGACAUCGCUUACUGUCGCGGCCACCAACUUCGUCUUCACCAUCCUGGCCCUGCUAUUCAUCGACCGCAUCGGCCGCCGCAGGAUCCUGCUGUACUCGGUGCCGUUCAUGGUCGCCGGCCUGCUCCUGGCCGCCAUUGGCUUCCGUUACGUUCAUCUGUCACCUCCCCCUUCGUCCACGCCAGCAGACUCGACAGCCACCGCAUCUCAACGGUCCCCGGCGGCCCCGCUAGUCAUUCUUACCAGCAUGAUGCUCUUCACAGCGUCCUACGCGCUGGGGCUCGGCAACGUCCCCUGGAUGCAGAGUGAGCUGUUCCCGCUCAGCGUGCGGUCGCUGGGCAGCGGGCUCGCUACGUCGACCAACUGGCUGGCCAACUUUGUCGUGGGGCUGACCUUCCUGCCGCUCAUGGAGCUGCUGAGCCCCAGCUGGACGUUUGUCGUGUACGCCGUGGUGUGCGCGGCCGGGUGGCUGGCCAUAUGGCAUGUAUACCCGGAGACGGCAGGCCUGACGCUCGAGGAGGCUGCAGGUCUGCUUGAUCAGGGCUGGGGGGUGCGGUGAUGGUGAGUGUCUGUUUGGCGCCGGGGGGAGGUGAGAUUUUAGUGUUUUUGAGGAGAUGAAUAGCGUUCAUGUGUCAGUGUAGUGUAAUACAGCACGUCCAGAUGUUUUCGUUUGUUUGCAACCCGACCACUCUCCCUCUCUCGUGGUUCCCGAGGUCUCUGCGCUGUCAUUGGCAAGCUUGGUGGAGAACUCGUCUAGAUCUGCUGCUUGAGCAGACUUUUAGACACCACUACAAAGUCUCUCACCAUUAUUGCUGCCGGGCUGGGUGGUUAUAGACUCCGCUCCAUGACGAUUUCGCGGUCGGCAACCAUAGACUUGUGCCCAAUCUAGCAAUGCCCC
Messenger RNA from Microdochium trichocladiopsis, 2477 nucleotides. RefSeq names its product general substrate transporter. The record is from RefSeq and is a predicted model, not a curated record. Gene Ontology annotation, molecular function: myo-inositol:proton symporter activity. Lineage: Eukaryota; Fungi; Ascomycota; Sordariomycetes; Xylariales; Microdochiaceae. Gene Ontology annotation, cellular component: membrane. Gene Ontology annotation, biological process: transmembrane transport. Bases 267 to 2138 code for a protein of 623 amino acids. The transcript is spliced from 3 exons.